This is a messenger RNA of Onychomys torridus (southern grasshopper mouse), 1092 nucleotides long. It is a transcript of the gene Txndc15, whose product is annotated as thioredoxin domain containing 15. Bases 107 to 1048 code for a protein of 313 amino acids. The record is from RefSeq and is a predicted model, not a curated record. Gene Ontology annotation, biological process: cilium assembly. The transcript is spliced from 5 exons. Gene Ontology annotation, cellular component: cilium. Lineage: Eukaryota; Metazoa; Chordata; Mammalia; Rodentia; Cricetidae.
GCCUGCGCUCUCAGUUCUCCUCCCCCAGCCUCGCUGGGGUUGGGGGCGCGACUCCGGUUGCCGUGCGCCGGUUGUCUUCCACCGCGGUGGCCGUCGCCGCGGCUCCAUGUCACGCGCCAUGCACCUCCUCUGCUGGUGGCAAGUACUGCUGUGGGUGCUGGGCCUCCCGGCCCGCGGCCUGGACGUUGCAGAGGAGAGUGGUCAUGUGUGGCGGGAAGAGCAGCCUGGCCCAGCUCUCCAGGUCGGGGCCCAGUACCUGCAUAAAGAGGAGGCUGCACAGGGCCGUCGGGACCAGGCGAGGGUGGCACAGCCUGCUGAGGCCUCGCUGGGGCCUGGUCCUCGUGGAGAUCCCGUGGUGGUGCUGUCGGUGAUUCCGGGUGCAGCUGAGGACCAACGGAGCGCUGAGGUCCGAGAUGGCACCUGCAGUGCCCUAGGAGAGGAGGGCCCACGAUGUGGCCAAGAGAGCCUCUUGGCUCUGCACGGUGCGGGUGGCUUCCCGGAACGGGAAGAGGAGUACUACCCUGAGCCUGGAGUGGCGGAGGCGGAGGCAGUAGCCACCGAGGAUGCCAACAGCACCGACAGCCUGAAGUCCCCCAAGGUGAACUGUGAGGAGAGGAAUGUGACCGGGCUAGAAAAUUUCACCUUGAAGAUUUUAAACAUGUCCCAGGACCUCAUGGAUUUUCUCAACCCAAACGGUAGUGACUGUACGCUGGUUCUCUUCUAUGCCCCGUGGUGCCCGUUCUCUGCCAGCCUGGCCCCCCAUUUUAAUUCUCUGCCUCGGGCAUUUCCAACUCUUGGCUUUUUGGCACUGGAUGCGUCUCAGCACAGCAGCCUUUCUACCAGGUUUGGCACUGUAGCUGUCCCCAACAUUUUGUUAUUCCAAGGAGCUAAACCAAUGGCAAGGUUUAACCAUACAGAUCGAACUCUGGAAACACUGAAGAUCUUCAUUUUCAACCAGACAGGCAUAGAAGCCAAGAAAAACGUGGUGGUGACUCAGGCUGACCGAAUGGGCCCGCUCCCCAGCACAUUGGUAAAGACAGUGGAUUGACUGUUUGUAUUUUCCUUAUUCUUUUUAAUUAGUUUUAUUAUGUA